ACCGAGCAAAUAGCCCUCUAAAAUGUCUGAGAGAAAUGGAUCGAAAAAUCAGCCCGCCGCCCCUGAAGCGCAGGAAACUUGCACCCCCUGACUGCGUCGAAGAUGCAAAACCGGAGGGAAACCCGCCUCCACAACCACUUGACGCACCAAAGACGGUGCGCCUGUUCUCGUGGAACGUCAACGGCAUAGGGCCCUUCGUCCCCCCUCCUUCGUCAGGCCGCAUCACAACCUUCUUCAAACCAUCAAGUGGCGCCGAGGCCGUCCCGCAGAGGAGCAGCCACUCCCUCCGGGCCUUCCUAUCGCGGCACAACUGGCCCGAAGUCCUCUUCCUGCAAGAGCUCAAGGUCGACCCAGCCAACCCCACCGCGCUAGCCCGCCUCCUCUCAGCAGUCAACACCCCAUGCCUCGGCCCAGGCGACAGAUCGACGCCCGACAGGACCUACACCCUAGACGCGUCCCUGCCGCGGGACAGACACAACGCGGGCGCCUUCCAGGGCAGGCUCUACGGCGUCGGCACCGUCCUGCGCGCCGACUUCGCGCGGGCCCACGUCGCCCGCGUGCGCGCCGUCGACUGGGACCUAGAGGGGCGCGUCAGCAUCGUCGAGACCCGCUCGCCAGCCCCACCACCACCAGCAGCGGGCGAAACCCGACCCCAGGCAACCAAGGCAGACACAGAGGGUUCCAGCUCCUCCUCCCGCCUCGCCCUAAUCAACGUCUACGCCGUCAACGGCACCUCGGCGCCGUACCGCGACCCGGCCACGGGCGCGCCUGCGGCGGGCGGCAGGACGCGCCACGACCACAAGGUCGCGUUCCACGCGCGCCUCCGCGACGAGUGCCUCGGUCUCGAGCGCCGCGGGUUCGGCGUCGUCGUGGCGGGGGACCUCAACGUCGCGCGCGGGCCGCUGGAUGGCUACCCGCGGCUGCGGACGUGGCCGGCCAGGCAUGCGGUUAAUAGGGCUGAUUUUAAUGUUCGGUUCUUUGGGGAGGGGGAUAAUGUGCGGGCUGGGGCGUAUGUUGGGGCGGAGGGGGAGGGGAGGGGGCCGUGUCUGGAUGGGGUUGAUGCUUUUAGGGCGGUGCAUGGGUUGGAGAGGAGGUACACGUAUUAUCCGCGGACGAGGGAGUGGGGGAGUAGUUGCGAUAGGGUCGACUUGGUUAUCGUGUCCAAGGCGCUGUGGGAGAGCGGGCGGGUUUUGGGCACGGGGAUUUUGGAUUCGCCUGCGGAGCGUGGGCCCAGUGACCAUGUGCCUCUCUGGGUUGAGGUCGCGUUGGGAGAUCUUGGGCCGAGCGAGAUACGCAAGCCUAAGAAGGAUGGAGUGGAUUAACAAAAUAUUUCCGGUGAUAUUAUCUAUCGUAGGCAAACUAGAGUUUCUAUAUUUCCUAGUCUUUUUCUCUCUGUGUAUGUAGCUCGAAGAAUCCUUGCUAAUCCGCUCCUCCGUUGGCACUGUUCUGGCUGACCCGAAUCGUCACUACCUUCUGCUGCAUGCACAUCCAAAUUCCGUACCAAUUAGAAGGGUUAUCC
Messenger RNA from Phialemonium atrogriseum, 1519 nucleotides. RefSeq names its product Endonuclease/exonuclease/phosphatase. The record is from RefSeq and is a predicted model, not a curated record. Gene Ontology annotation, cellular component: nucleus. Gene Ontology annotation, biological process: base-excision repair. Gene Ontology annotation, molecular function: double-stranded DNA 3'-5' DNA exonuclease activity; phosphoric diester hydrolase activity; DNA-(apurinic or apyrimidinic site) endonuclease activity. NCBI's taxonomy places the organism in Eukaryota, Fungi, Ascomycota, Sordariomycetes, Cephalothecales, Cephalothecaceae. The transcript has a single exon. The coding region runs from base 36 to 1322 and encodes 428 amino acids.